AUGGAAGGAAGUAGCGGUUGGUAUCAACAUGAUCUGGAACGAGAAGAAAAAAGAAGACAGCAGAAAGAAAUAUCCAGAAAAAUAGCAGCAUUGCCACCGAGACAAAGAUUUCGAGAGGAAAGACAAAUCGCAAAAAGAGCAGAAGAGGAAAGAAUCCAGAAGGAUAAAUCCGGAAAGGGAGAAAGAGCACGAGAGCUAGACAAAUUGGAACGAAAAGACAACAUACAGAGGGCAAGAAGAUUGUGCGAGAAUUACGGAUGUACAGAAGGAGAAAGACUAGGGCAGGAAAGUCAACUCUUGCGUUUGGAUAGUGCGUGGGAACGUGGAUUUGAUGCCAGAAGAGAAGAUGUCCGGAAAUAG
Messenger RNA from Botrytis fragariae, 360 nucleotides. RefSeq lists its product as uncharacterized. The record is from RefSeq and is a predicted model, not a curated record. Bases 1 to 360 code for a protein of 119 amino acids. The transcript has a single exon. NCBI's taxonomy places the organism in Eukaryota, Fungi, Ascomycota, Leotiomycetes, Helotiales, Sclerotiniaceae.